AUGUGUCCGAUUCUCAACAGAAUAGACUCAAAGCAACUGGAGACAUCACUCCCCAAACGAGUCGAAUAUGUCACGAAAUUCAUCGAGUUUGGGCCGGAGGAUGCUGCGGCAUUACGAGCUGCAGCUCCAAUAGUGAAACAAAUCACUAAUUGUGCAGUAGACGCUGUUUACGAGAAGCUGUUUUCCUUUGACGUCACCCGAUCGACGUUUCUUUCUCGCAACACCGGAUUCGAGGGACAGCUAGCCACUAGGCUCGAAGAGAUCACACACGAAUCGGAGCAGAUCAAGUUCAGGAAAGACUUUCUCCGAGCAUGGAUGUUCAAGGUCUUCACCGCGGACUAUACGGACAUCAAAACGUUCGAGUACCUUGAUAAAGUCGGCUUGAUGCAUACUGGUCCCGCGGCCUUUCAACAUCGAGAGAAAAAGGAGCCUCUACAUGUAGAUUAUAUGCACUGCGCACUACUCCUGGGCCACGUCCACAAUAUGCUCACCCGAGCGGUGCUGGCACGCAACCUCCCAGCCGAAACAACGCAAACUACAUUAGUAGCUAUAAACAAGGUUCUAUGGAUCCAGAACGACCUCUUUGCGAGACACUAUAUCCCACCCCGUCACCCGGCCUCAGAAGAAUCCGAGACCAAGGAUAAAAGCGCUGCAAACUCAUGGGGUUGGGGACUGUUUGGGAGAUCGUCUGGAUCAUCAUCAUCGUCUUCGUCGUCAUCUUAA
Molecule: messenger RNA, 723 nt
Organism: Rhizoctonia solani
Lineage: Eukaryota; Fungi; Basidiomycota; Agaricomycetes; Cantharellales; Ceratobasidiaceae
Product: protoglobin protein
Exons: 7
Coding region: 1-723 (240 amino acids)
Molecular function (GO): oxygen binding; heme binding
Source: RefSeq, a predicted model, not a curated record